Molecule: messenger RNA, 4184 nt
Organism: Gadus morhua (Atlantic cod)
Lineage: Eukaryota; Metazoa; Chordata; Actinopteri; Gadiformes; Gadidae
Gene: phf14
Product: PHD finger protein 14
Exons: 18
Coding region: 121-3009 (962 amino acids)
Biological process (GO): regulation of transcription by RNA polymerase II
Source: RefSeq, a predicted model, not a curated record
GACAACCUCCUCCAGUUGACUGGACGUCGGGAUGCUGCAUGCUAUGCUACGCUGUGCACACACCAUGGUGUAAGGAGACCUUCUUUGUUCCGUUCAGUAAAAACGACCCAAAACUGACAAAUGGACCGUGGCUUGAAGCGCCGGCAGGUGAAGCCCCUCGCAGCCUCCCUGUUGGAGGCCUUGGAUUAUGACAGCUCGGAUGACAGUGACUUUGAAGUGGGCGAUGCCUCAGCUUCAGACAUCACGGGCAUCGGGAGCGACGAGGAGGGCUCCAGAGUUAGCGCGGCGGGCUCCGACAGCGACUCGGACAACGCCACGUCUGCACGCCGCGGCGUGGAGGAGGCCGGGAAAGAGGCGGUCACCUCGGACUGCGUGAUUGUGGAGGAGGAGAAGGGAAGGCCCUCCUCGGACGGCUCCGGCAAAGAACCCGCCGCCGCCGCCAUGGCCGCCAAGGGCCGGCGCAAGAGCAGGAGGAGCUCGGACACGGAGGCGGCGGCGGGCAGCGGCGGAGAGGGGUCGGGGUCGGGCUCGGGGAACGGGGACGCGGACGGCAGCGCUGAGGCCGGGGCCGCCGCCGCCGCCGCCGAACCCAAGAAGUGGAACUUCCGUCGCAACCGGCCGCUGCUGGACUUCACCACCAUGGAGGACCUGAACGAAAUGGACGACUACGACAGCGAGGACGACAACGACUGGCGGCCGGCGGCGGGCAAGAAGAAGAACAAGGCGGCGGCGCAGAAAGGCCUCGGCGGCACCGAGGGAGAGGAGGGGGGGAGCGGGACAGACGACGACGACGAUGACGACGGGGACAAUGACGACGACGAUGAUGACGACGACGGGGAUAACGAUGACGACGACGACAAGGAUGAGGACAAGGAGGGCAACAGCAGCAGCAGCGACAGCGACAAGGAGAUGAGUAAACCCAAGAAGAAGGCCAAGAACAACAGCUCCUUUGACGACGAGCUGACCAAUGACAGCACGUCCCAAGAAAAAGGCAACAAGGAUCCCUCGCUGGAGCUGGCCCAGACCUGGAGCGCCCAGCGGAUGGAGCACAUCCUGAUCUGCUGCGUGUGUCUGGGGGACAACAGCGAGGACGCCGACGAGAUCAUCCAGUGUGACAACUGUGGCGUGACGGUGCACGAAGGUUGCUAUGGCGUCGACGGGGAGAGCGACUCCAUCAUGAGCUCAGCCUCAGAGAACUCAACAGAACCCUGGUUCUGUGAUGCCUGCAAGAACGGGGUGACCCCCAGCUGUGAGCUCUGCCCCAAUCAGGACGGGAUAUUCAAAGAGACGGACGCUGGGAGAUGGGUGCAUGUGGUCUGCGCCCUCUACGUUCCGGGGGUGGCGUUUGGGGACAUUGAUAAGCUGAGGCCAGUCACUCUGACAGAGAUGAACUAUUCAAAAUACGGGGCCAAGGAGUGCAGCUUCUGUGAGGACGCCCGCUUUGCCCGGACGGGCGUGUGCAUCAGCUGUGACGCAGGCAUGUGCCGGUCCUACUUCCACGUCACCUGUGCUCAGAGGGAGGGGCUCCUGUCGGAGGCGGCCGCAGAGGAGGACAUCGCCGACCCAUUCUUCGCCUACUGCAAGCAGCACGCCGACCGCUUCGACAGGAAGUGGAAGCGGAAGAACUACCUAGCGCUGCAGUCCUACUGCAAAGUGUCCCUGCAGGAGAGGGAGAAGCAGCUGGCCCCUGAAGCCCAGGUGUUGGGUCGGCGCGUGAAGGCCCGCAUCACCACGCGGCUGCAGCAGUACCGGGCCAAGGCGGAGCUGUCGCGCAACACCCGGCCGCAGGCCUGGGUGCCAAGGGAGAAGCUGCCGCGACCCCUGACCUCCAGCGCCUCGGCCAUCCGGAAGCUGAUGAGGAAGGCGGAGCUGAUGGGCAUCAGCACGGACAUCUUCCCCGUGGACACGGCCGACACCAACGCCAGCAUGGACGGCCGGCGCAAGCACAAGCAACCGGCGCUCACCGCCGACUUCGUCAACUACUACCUGGAGAGGAACAUGCGCAUGAUCCAGAUCCAGGACAACAUCUCGGAGCAGAAGAGCCUGAAGGAUAAGCUGGAGAGCGAGCAGGAGAAGCUGCAUGUGGAGUACAACAAGCUCUGCGAGUCUCUGGAGGAGCUGCUGAAUGUCAAUGGAGAGCUGCGGAGCCAAGGCCAGACGGUGUGGACGCUGCUGGGGAACAUUCUGGGCCAGAAGCUGAACGCCCCGGCUAUUCUGAAAGCCCCUAAAGAGAGGAAGCCCAACAAGAAGGAAGGCGGGGGGGCCCCCGGGAAGUCCUCCAGCCUCCCGGCCAUCCUCUACAGUUGUGGGAUCUGUAAGAAGAACCAGGACCAGCACCUGCUGCUGCUGUGUGAUACCUGUAAGCUCUACUAUCACCUGGGCUGCCUGGAACCCCCGCUCACACGCAUGCCCAAGAAGACCAAGAACAGCUACUGGCAGUGCUCUGAGUGCGACCAGGCCAGCAGCGACGAGGCGGACAUCGCCAUGGAGACGCUGCCCGACGGCACCAAGAGGUCCAGGAGGCAGAUAAAAGGACCGCUCAAAUUCAUCCCGCAGGAGAUGUCGCCGGAGCCUAAGAAACAUCAGAGAACACGGGGGCAGAAGAGGAAGAGGCCGCCCAUGUGUGAGGACCGAGACGACAAGAUCGAGGAACCGGCGCCACGGGAGCGUCGGCAGCGGCAGUCCGCACUGCAGAAGAGGCAGCAGCAGCAGCAGCCGCCCAAAGCAGAAGACACGCGCACAGAGUGCACCACGUGCCAGGGCCCGGGCGACAACGACAACCUCGUCAGGUGUGACGAGUGCCUGCUCUGCUACCACUUUGGCUGUCUGGACCCCCCCCUGAAGAAGUCCCCCAAGCAGACGGGCUACGGUUGGAUCUGCCAGGAGUGUGACAACUCCUCCUCCAGGGAGGAAGAGGAUGAGCGACCAGAGGAGGAGGAUGAGGAGCGAGAGGAAGAGGAGGCGGGCAUUGUGAAAGAGGAGAUGUCUGAGCACCCAAUUCCAAUCUGAGCCGUGGCAGUGGUGAAUCCUCGUGAGCACGACUAACUAGCGUGCUAACGCCAGAGUGUUUCCUUCCUCGAUGACGGCACAAACGCUACUCAACUCUACUCUACACUACUCUAAUCUACGCUCUACACUAUCCUCCUCUACUCUACUCUACUGCUGUCUCCCGGACAGUCAUGCUCCUGGAGAACCAGCAGUGUUUGGUUUCAUGUACAUCAGAAACAUAUGACAGACAUAGCCCAUAGAGAACAGUAUAUUUUAGAGCAGAAUGUAUGGUAACGCCUUCUUGAAAUGGGGAGAGCACGAUAUUUUUUUAAAAACAAAGGGGUACAAGCCUGAAGGGCUGGAGAGGAAUCGACCUCUUUGUCUUAGUUCAUGUCGCUGGUUGCUUUGUUGGCGUCUUGCGUCACUUUUUUAAUGGCUUUUGGUUUCCCUUUUUGAUUUUUUAAGUUCCCUUUAACUGAUGAUUUGAUUUUUGCCGUUGAUUGAAGUACUAUUUUCACCGCUACUUUGAUUUGGACGCACAGCGUUUUCCCAACUGUGUUUCCCAGAGUUUGUAUUUAGAUACGAUGUAAAUGUGAUAGGAGGAGGUGAAGAUAUUUUUUUUAUCCUGGCCUGACAUUGGCCGAUGUGCGCUCAUGUGGGUUACAUCACAUGGCGGUAGCUGGAGGAUAUUUCCAAAGACGCAAUGUUUACUGACACUGACCGCUCCCUGAGUGGAGGGGUGAAGCAACAUGUCUCCACACUUAAGGGAACAUCUUGUGAGGCACCCUAAAUGAACACUAUACAAUCUGUCUGAAUAGUUUGACCACAGCCGGAACCAGGAUGUGUUGCGAUGUCACCAAGGAGACUCACUUUGAUGUGGCUCAGAUAAGAGCACCAGACUAGACAUGUUAGGCCAUCAAAGUCCCCAUUGUUUCAAUGGAAAUGCUAAUAAAUCUCUAAGGCUAAUUGGUUCAUCGCGUUAUUUAUACCGAAGCUUCUAGACAUUAUAUUGGAGAGCAUUUUGCUAUCGAGACGUUUCUAUAGACUGAAUAAUUGUAUCAAAUAUAAAGGGAUGGUACUAAUCAGAGAUGAAGGGUAUGCAGUUUUUAGACAUCUAAAAUGUAACUUGAUCAGAUCAGCAUUUGAGAAGUAAGUAUGUUUAAGUGUCACUGUUGUAUUUAAAGGUGUAUAUGUUU